Messenger RNA from Osmia bicornis bicornis, 3798 nucleotides. RefSeq lists its product as uncharacterized. The record is from RefSeq and is a predicted model, not a curated record. Bases 1 to 3798 code for a protein of 1265 amino acids. Gene Ontology annotation, biological process: DNA integration. NCBI's taxonomy places the organism in Eukaryota, Metazoa, Arthropoda, Insecta, Hymenoptera, Megachilidae. The transcript has a single exon. Gene Ontology annotation, molecular function: nucleic acid binding.
AUGGCAACCGCGAUCAUUCAGGUGUUUGACAAUGACCGACGAUCGAUUCAUUGUCGCACCUUAAUUGAUACCUGCUCCAACGCCAACUUCAUGACCGAAACGCUUGCAAGGAACCUGCGGUUGCCGUCGACACAGGCAUCCGUGGGAAUCCAAAGCCUCAACCACUCAAACACGACCGCCAAUAAACUCGUCACCGCGACCAUAAAAUCCCGACUAACGAAUUACCAACGAACGCUGGCAUUUCUUGUAAUUUCACAAAUCUCAGAAUUUAUACCGGAUACUCAAAUCGAUCGAUCAAGGCUACAAAUACCGGCAAACGUGAAAUUAGCCGAUCCACAUUUCCAGCAACCGGGCAGAAUCGACAUGCUAAUCGGAGCUGGACCAGCCUUAUCGUGUCUUAGCGUCGGACAACACGAUUUGUCUAAUCGAAGCGGUCACGAUUUGAUCCUGCAAAAAACGCAGUUCGGUUGGAUCAUUGGGGGGAAUAUUUCAAAUGUCACCUCACACCAAACACGGAAGGCCUUUAUCACGAAUUUGGAUUUCAACCUCGAACGAUUUUGGGAAGUAGAAGAGGGCCCCCACACACAGCAUCUCUCAUCCGAAGAGCGCGAAUGCGAAAUUCAUUUUAAGGAAAAUUUUCGGCGCGACAAUUCUGGGCGAUACAUUGUCGCGUUACCGUUCAACGAAAAGCGGAAUCAGCUCGGGGAAUCUCGGUCGAGCGCUCUGAAUCGUUUCCUUUCACUCGAACGAAAACUAAAUCGCAAUCCAGAAUUAAAGGAACAAUACACUGCGGUCAUGAAUGAAUAUCUCGCGCUCGGGCAUAUGACGCAGGUAGAAAACGCCGACACACCCGGUUUCUACCUACCACACCACGCGGUCAUAAAACCCUCCAGCACGACCACGAAACUCCGCGUAGUUUUCGACGGAUCAGCCAAAACAAGCAACGGAUUGUCAUUGAACGACGCGUUAAUGGUAGGCCCUACCAUUCAAGACGACCUAUUCUCCUUACUCCUACGCUUCAGAAUGCAUGCAUUCGUUAUCACCGGAGACAUUGAAAAAAUGUACCGCCAAUUCCUCGUACGAGCGGAGGACCGCGCGUACCAACGCAUCUUGUGGAGAGACGACCGCGGCAAUCUGAAAACGUUCGAAUUAAAUGUAAUCACGUUCGGACUCUCGGCGGCCCCAUAUUUAGCGAUAAGGUGCCUUCAUCAGCUCGCAGAUGAUGAACAAAACAAAUUCCCAAACGCAACAGCAAUUGUUAAGCGAGAUUUAUACGUCGACGAUCUCCUCACCGGUGCCGACACCUUAGAAGAAGUUCGGCACAUUCAAAACCAAAUAGGCAAACUGCUCACAAAGGGGGGACUUAACAUCCGACAGUGGGCAUCCAACGAACCAAACCUUCUCGCAGGAAUUGAUGCGGAUCAAAUUCAUCCAAAAAUCUUUGGAGAUACUGCGAUAAUGAAGACAUUAGGUUUGUCCUGGGACGCGCGAAAUGAUACCAUUCGAUACACCGUCGAGCUUCCGGCCACAAACAAGGUCAGCAAGCGAACCAUCUUAUCGACCAUUGCCAAAAUCUUCGAUCCAUUAGGCACACUUGGACCCGUUACGAUCACCGCCAAACUCUUGAUGCAACGUCUUUGGCAAUUAAAGGUCAGCUGGGAUGAGUCGCUUCCCGCCAACAUCCAUACCGAAUGGACUACAUAUGCCACCGAACUACAAACACUCAACAACGUUGAAUUCAGUCGUCACGCAGCAUUGAGAGAAUCUCAACGAAUGGAGAUUCACGGAUUUUGUGAUGCAAGCGAACGAGCGUACGGAGCCUGUUUAUACUUGCGUUCGAUAAAUAGAUCUGGCCUCAUCGAAACGCGCCUCCUUUGUGCGAAAUCCCGCGUCGCACCUCUAAAAAGCAUCACCCUCGCUCGCUUAGAACUGUGCGGUGCCGUACUACUAACAUCGUUAUAUGCAACCGUCCGCAAGGCCAUCACCCACAACAUCCACGAAGUGUUUCUAUGGACCGAUUCCACUAUCGUACUGAACUGGAUCAACAAACAACCUUGCACGUUAAAAACAUUCGUGGCCAAUCGCGUAGCUGAUAUACAGAAAACAACAGACAUCGCGUUUUGGCGCCACGUCAAAUCAGAAGACAACCCUGCGGAUCUAGUCUCUCGAGGAGUAACACCCGCACAAUUCCUCCACAACUCCCUCUGGUUUCACGGACCCAAGUGGCUUUCAACCGAUCAGAUCAAAUGGCCAGAGUCAAGAUACAGCACAUCGAACGAACUUCCCGAACUAAAGAAACUCACGUGUCUCGUAACCUCAACCAUUCGAAGCGACGAAAUACUCACUCGGUACUCCUGUAUCAAGAAACUCACCCGCAUUGUGGCCUACUGUCUUCGUUUUCGCCCCAACCGACGCAUCGCCGGACCUUUAACUGUCGAAGAAAUUCGAGACGCCAACUUAAAAAUCAUCACGCUCGUACAAUACAAUACAUUUCAGCAAGAUAUCAAAGACCUCAAAACCGGAAAAUUCCACCCAAAGAGUAAACUUCGGUCUCUCCACCCUUUUCUGGACAAAAGGGGAAUGUUACGUGUGGGAGGGCGAUUACAACACUCCAAUUUACCUUUUGCACAAAAACAUCCCAUCUUAUUACCAAGGGGAAAUCAUUUAACCGACCUCAUCAUUCGUGAGUCUCACGUGAAAAAUCAUCACUCAGGCGUAACGGCAACGUUAUAUAACGUCCGACAGAAAUACUGGCCCAUCGACGGUAAAAACACCACACGGAAGAUCAUUCGUCAAUGCGUAAAGUGUUUCCGGGUCAACCCACCCGCCGUCGAAUACCUCAUGGGUAAUCUACCUGCGGCACGCGUCACCGAGAACCGACCGUUCUACAACUGCGGAGUCGAUUACUGCGGUCCUUUCUAUAUCAAAGAAAGACGCUACCGAAACCGAGCUCGAGUCAAAACCUACGUCGCGAUUUUUACCUGCUUCGCCACUAAGGCCGUACAUCUUGAAGUAGCGAGCGAUUUAACAACGGAAGCUUUCAUCGCGGCCUUUAAACGUUUCAUUGCACGACGAGGACUCUGUCGGAACGUUUACUCCGACAAUGGAACAAACUUUAUCGGCGCGGACAACGAGUUAUCGGAACUUUACAAAACCUUAUCAGACGACGAGAGGUUGCGUAGAUUUCUCACAGAUAAGGAAAUCUCAUGGCAUUUCAUGCCAGCAUUAUCACCACAUUUCGGCGGAUUGUGGGAGGCCGCAGUCAAAUCCUUCAAACAUCACGUCAGACGGGUAGUCGGCGACGAACUCUUCACAUUCGAACAAUUCAACACAUUUGUAAUUGAAACCGAAGCCAUUUUAAAUUCUCGCCCGCUCACACCUCUUUCAACCGACCCCAAUGACCCAUCCGCUCUCACUCCUGGUCAUCUCUUGAUUGGUAAUUCUUUGACUUGCCCUGCCGAGACUGAUUUCAGGACAGCACCGACCAAUAGACUUUCACAUUGGCAACACAUCCAGAAGGUUAAACAAGACUUCUGGUCUAGAUGGCAUAAAGAAUACAUCCAUCAACUCAACGUUCGGCAGAAAUGGACCACAGGGUCCCACAAUAUCAAAGAAGGGACAGUGGUCGUUCUCAAAGAAGACAACCUUCCCCCCCUUUGUUGGCACUUGGGUCGCAUACAACAAGUGCACCCGGGGGCAGACGGCAUCAUCCGAGCAGUUACCGUACGAACAGCAAACGGAGUCUACAAGCGGAACGUCAAACGAUUAGCACCACUACCCGACGCAGAAUCUCGCUAA